Ciona intestinalis (vase tunicate) is the source of this 4254-nucleotide messenger RNA. RefSeq lists its product as uncharacterized. The record is from RefSeq and is a predicted model, not a curated record. Gene Ontology annotation, cellular component: dystroglycan complex; sarcolemma; dystrophin-associated glycoprotein complex. NCBI's taxonomy places the organism in Eukaryota, Metazoa, Chordata, Ascidiacea, Phlebobranchia, Cionidae. Gene Ontology annotation, molecular function: calcium ion binding; laminin binding. Gene Ontology annotation, biological process: axon guidance; morphogenesis of an epithelium; nerve development.
AUUUGAAAAAGCGGUGUUGUGUUAUUAGUUGUGCAUGUUACUGUAACAAUUUGGCAAGUCACAAGGUCUGAACAGUUUAGGAAGACAUGAUUCAAGUUGAUUUUUACGAAUUAUAGCAAGAUCGAUACCCAAGAAUCUUUCAAAAUAUUUACAAAUUUCAAUACUCAAUCCGAAUACUUUUAUUGGAGUCUUUAAAAAUGCCAUCAAUAAAGGAUCGGACCUGUUGUCUUACGUCUUCGGCUUUCCGAAGCCUGGAAUUCCCGCUGAUUAUUCUUGCCAGCGCCCUUCUCGUUUUACCAUCAAACGCGCAGCUGGGAAACGGAAUGCCGAUGUUACAACCAAGCCGAACAUUAUUCCCAAGUUUUGGUAGGCAAGAACCAGAUACAAUGUACAGAAGUCAUGAAACCGAACUUCUCCAAGCCGAUUGGUUACAAGAAAAAACUUGUCAUUUUGUUGCCACGACAGGGAAACUUUUUAACCAAUCAGUAACCCAGGAAUUAAAGUCAAUAUAUUCAAAAGAUAUAAUGGAUGGCGAUACUGUAAAGGUGUACGUACCGGACGAACAUAUUAGCGAUUGGAUUUACUUUACCGAAUCCAGCAAUUCACUUGUGGGCGUUCCGUUGUUACGUCAUACCGACCUUCUUCACAACGUCAUCAUCAGUUUGCAACGUCACGGUGACGUCAUAUACACCCUCCCAUGUGUGAUUGAGGUCACAAUAGGAAGUAGCGGAAAUAGAAAACAAAACGUCGAUUCGUCACUCGAAACAUCCGUUCUCCAGUGCGCCCCUAGCGAACCGAUUGUUACAAUCGCCGUGACGCUAGAUGUCAACCAGGAGCAACUGGAUCCUCACAAACGAGUUGAGUUGAUACAAAAGUUUGCAAAAUAUCUCAUCCCAUCUCUCAAUCCUUCGGCCAUUACGUUGAGUUUUCAAGACACAGGCAGACACCAUGCAUUUCUCUCAGGCCAUGGCAACGUAGCAGUUACCCCGCUUGUGACAGGCACAACACUUUCUUGGCCUAUUGCUUGUGGCUCGGACUCGGCCGAACUAUCUGGCCUUGAUGACAUUGAAGAAUCUUCACGUAACGGCAGUCUUGCUCACGUACUUGGUUAUGACGUUAUUCAGUGGCGAGCUGAAAACAGAAAGCCACUUGUAACUCUUCAUCCAACAAAUGAAAGAAGAUUUAAAAGACGAACUGAUCGUGAGAAGUAUCGAUCCCCAGUUCCACAAUAUCCCCCAGCAACAGCUCUAUAUCCUAAAAAUGCUCUUGAUCUUGCUCCGUAUGAUCAAGUGGCAGAUGAACCACAACCAAAAGAGAAUUACUGGGCUGCAGGUCUUCGUGGGCGGAAAAGAAUCCCUUUAUCAGAGAUCAAAGCAUCUCCUGUUAUUGGAUUUCCUCCUGCAACUAGACUACCCAACCCUGAUUCCUUGGCGCGAAAAUUUCCAGUUCCACCUAGCACCCCUGUUAUCAUACCCCCUUUAAAUUCCCCCCCUGAAAAAAAUGCUGGGGUUGAGGACUUGCGUGUUCAAGGGUCAACAUAUUUUGAGUAUGCUAUACCAAUCGAUGCAUUCAGUGAUCGAGAAAGUGGAGACACAAGGUCUUUGUCUCUUUCACUGAUAGAUCUUUUUUCAUAUGAUCCUCUGGAUGGUGGUGAAGACAGUGAUGGAACAAACACAUGGCUACUAAUGGAUCAACAAAGCCAAAUCAUAUAUGGAGUCCCACCUAGACCGACGCCUUCAGGAAAACCACCAUCUUUCAUUAUUGUGGCUGCGGACAAUGUGGGAAAAACAACGACAGACACUUUCGCAGUUCAUCUUGUAGCUCGACCAAGGCCAACCAACCACAGGUUUACGAUGGUAUUUUCGAACCACAAUACAGAAAGAAAAAGCACCUCCCUUGCAAGUGCAUUUGCUCGAUGCCUUUCUUUUGCUCUUGGUUCUCGCUGGGAAGCAAUAGCAGCCCCUGGUCAUUAUACCAUCCUUAAAAUCACUAAAAACAAUGAACAACUCACAGUCAGUUGGUUUGAUAACUCAUUGGGAUCAAAAACCCGCUGUGAUCGAACAGGAAUAGAGAGAACUUGGUCAAAAAUGGUGUCAAAUCAACUUAACCCAUCGUUAGAAAUCCAACGUUCAAGGCCAAAGUCAAGUUUUGCUAAAAAGUUUUUACCAGAAUUUACUCUUCGUUCUGUGAAGCUUACAUCUAUUGGACCAUGCUUGGCAUUGCCAGAAACAACCACACAAAGCACCACUGAGUCAACCACACCACCUACCAUCCCCCCACCACCACCUUCACCACCAAAAACUAAAUCAACAACAAGAAAACCAACAACAACAACAAGAAUGCCAUCACCACCUCCCAUCACAAUGAUGCCCAAACUUACAACAACAACAACAAUUCGGACGUCUAAACAACCAGUUGAUUCAACAACCAAAACAACAACAACAACAUUAUUACACCAACCAGAAUCUUUUCUUCCAACAACAAUAAAAUCAACAACAACAUCUAAACGAUUCCCAGUGGUACCUCAGGUCGUUGACCCUGACUUUACCUUUGAGAUAUCAUGCCACAUUGGGGUUAUCUGCGAGCAGGACAUCCCAGAUACUCUGUAUUCCUCUCAGAUCAGCCAAGGUGAUCUUCGGUAUAGGUUAGUGCCUUGGGGUGAUGGCACACCACAAUGGGUAGCUGUUGACACCAAUAAAAAUACAAUAGUUGCUUUGCCAACACUGACUGAUAUAAGAACACUAGACCAGUUUAAAAGUGGUGAAGUCACAUGGAAAGGGGGUCUGGUAGCAAUUGAUCAAUCUGGUCGUCCGUCAGACAGAGUUCCAGUUAACAUUAAGAUCACCAUACCUUCAGCUACAACACUUGAUGAAAAUCUUGCUGUCACUCAUCUGUUUGUGAUGAAAAUCACCAAUUAUCAACUGGAGAAUUUUACUGCAGUGGAAUCUGGUCGAUUACUUGAUGCUCUCAGCAAGUUGUAUAGAAAUCCAAAUACAGACAUGUUGUACGUUCAUCCACUACAAUCAGGCUCCGUCAUGUUUUCAUGGCACAACACCUCCCUAACCNNNNAAGGCCACUGCCCUUACAUAGAAAUAGCAAAGCUNNGAUCGGAACUAUUUGACAGCGGCAAAUUAAAGACAAGUGUUCAGAAUAAAUUGCUAGCAGCCGGUUUUAACAUUGGUUCCCUAAAGUUGGAAAGAAAAAAUGCUUGUCUAAAUGUUAAGGAAGCUGGAAUUCCUCCUGCCAGUACAACCAAAGCAACUACCACAACAGCAAAUCCUGCAGAUGGUGGUGACUCUUUACAAACUGCUGGCGGAGACGGCGUUACCAGCAUUGUGAUUAUAGCGGUGGUGUUAGUUUGCCUGCUUGUAUUAGUUGCUAUACUUGUAAUAAAGUUCAGGUUAAGCAACAAAGCAAAGCAGAAGAGGAAAGAAAAGAAGAGACUUCAAUCUGCAGCUGCAACGGCUGCUAUAAUACCACCUAGUUCACCUUACCACCUUGAUGAUAAAAAGAACCACAAUGGUUCGAAUGCAGACACACGACUACUGUUUAAACCGGGGACCCCGAUCGUAUUCGAGGGUGAGGAAGAAAAUGGGGUCCAUGGGAAUUCCCCUCUUUUGCAUAGACAAACAAGUACUUUUACCCACUCAGCACCCAACACAUCUCCAGUCACUAAUGGGGGUCAGGGAGUAAUAACUGAAUCUACGCCAUUAACACCAAGCAAAGGGGUGGACCAGUCGCGCCCCCCACCACCACCUUAUGUGCGAAAAUAAACCCAAUUCCUUUCGCAGCCACAAUGCUUCACAAUUUACCCAUUCACUGUACCUGUAUCUAAUCUCGCACCUUUGUUGAUGAAUUUUAAUUUUUCAUAGGUUAUAAUUUAUGCCACAACGAAUCAUGGCCACGCAAGAGUUUCUUUUCACGCCGCUUCAACUUCAUUAUCGUGGCCACUGAUGCCAAAACUUGGCAAUUAAAACAUGUUUAAACUAAAAGGGCAAACAAACUGCAUAAAGAAGGUGUCAUUUUUACAAAAGAUGUUCUGUUGUUUUAGCACCUAAUCCCAUAUUAAAUAUUCUAUCCACAUUUUCUUUCUAAAGUUAUGUAUUCGUUCUACCAUUGGUUCGGUACAUUUGACUUGCCUUUAAAAUAUCCUUUGCGGCCAGUUAUUAAUUUGUUUUUUUUCAUUUUUUUCGGCCAAGUUGUCGCAAUUAUAUUACCCAUGUUAUAAAUAAACACGUACUUUCUCUUGCAUCG